Falco peregrinus (peregrine falcon) is the source of this 7796-nucleotide messenger RNA. It is a transcript of the gene TLCD4, whose product is annotated as TLC domain containing 4. NCBI's taxonomy places the organism in Eukaryota, Metazoa, Chordata, Aves, Falconiformes, Falconidae. The transcript has 7 exons. Bases 519 to 1307 code for a protein of 262 amino acids. Gene Ontology annotation, biological process: lipid homeostasis. Gene Ontology annotation, cellular component: endoplasmic reticulum; membrane. The record is from RefSeq and is a predicted model, not a curated record.
UGCGGCCUGUUCUCGGCGGGAGCGGGCGCGGGUGCAGGCGCAGGCCGCCGCCUGAGCGGGGCCGCGCGGCAGCCCUCGGGUGCGCGGUGCAUGUCAGCGGUAAUAAAGUGCGAGGCGCUUCCUAAAUGUGGAAAGGCUUCGUCUGUGCCCCUGUGUUUGGCGUGUGAGACCAGAGUUGUCCUUUAUCCGUGGGAACCGCGGAAACCGGCCGUCACCGCUGGGACUGCUCCUCGGCCGGGGCCCUGGUGCCCCGAACAUACCCCCGUGGCGGAGCCUGACCACGAGGGUGCGUGAGCACCGACCGUUCCACAGCCCCGCAUGCCGGGCCAGCUGCCGUGCCCCUGGCCAGCCUUUUCCGCAUGAACUGCGGUCAGCCGAAAAGAAAUCUCACUGCUUUAGUUAAAUUUGUAAAUCAAGAAAUGCAGGCCGAAGGAGUCAUGUGGCUCCAUGGCGCGUACGGAUUCCUGCAGGAAUUUGCAAUCGUGCGCAGGCAUAAUCUUUGUCCAGGCUGAUGAACAAUGGCAUCCUUCAGCAACCUGACUAUUGGCAUCGCUGUUGCCAGUUUUACUGUAUUUCAGCUCCUGUUCCAUGUUUUAAGUUCUUGGGUGUCAACACGAAUAACACCUGGUUUUAACAAUCUCAGCGAAAAAAGGAAGAUCGAGUGGAAUUCCAGGACAGUGUCCACAUUCCACGCCUUGGUGGUUGGUGGGUUUUGCCUAUAUAUUUUGAUGUACGAUGAUGCUGUUAAUGCUGACCGACUCUGGGGUGACCCUUCAAUUGUGAAACUGAAUAUUGCUAUUACCACAGGCUACCUCAUUUCUGAUUUGUUGCUUAUUAUUUACUACUGGAAGGCAAUUGGUGACAAGUUUUUUGUAAUACAUCACUUGGCAGCUCUGUAUGCUUACUAUUUUGUACUGAGCAAAGGUCUGUUGGCUUAUUUUGGAAACUUCCGUCUGCUUGCAGAGUUUUCCACUCCUUUUGUCAAUCAGCGGUGGUUUUUUGAAGUACUGGGAUAUCCCAAAUCUUCAAAGGCCAACAUCGUCAAUGGUGUGCUGAUGACAGUUGUGUUCUUCGUGGUGAGGAUUGCCGUCAUGCCUAUAUAUUACAGCCAUGUACUUUCUUCAUUUGGAACAGAGGCUUUCCAGAGAUUAGGAUUUGCAGCCCAGAGCGCCUGGAUUAUCUCAAGUGUUGUCUUGGAUGUUAUGAACGUGAUGUGGAUGGUCAAAAUUGCAAAAGGAUGCUACAAAGUCAUUUGUCUUAUUGGACAGGAGGAAGCCAAAACGCAUAGAAAUGGAAAAUAUGACUAGAAAUCAUAUGCAUAAAAUGAAGUUUCUGCUAUGAAAAUAAUUUGGGUUCACUGAAACGGUGCACAUUUCUGCCAUGGAAUGCUCCUUUUAAGGAAACAAGGUAUUACCUCUGUACUGACCUUACUCUUUCCCUAGCCACACUGCCUGCACACACAGGGCCAUGCUUUACGGAUCCUGUCCAGUGAGGAGUAAAAGCAAAAGCUCACACAAAUGAGUUCCACGUGUCUGUUCUAAACAGUUACAAGCUACUGAAGUUAGAAAAGAGCAGACUGGUUACUUGCUUGUCCACCAGUGUGUUCAAAGUGUUUCACUCAGGUUUCUCAGAUUAAUGUCUUUUGUAAAUCCCGUGAAUACUGACAUCUCUCUUUUUUUUAGAAAACAAAAAAAAAUCCCCAAACUCCUGAUACAGUGCAAUUUUCCUGGCACGUUUCUAUGUUUUCUUCUAGGAAUAACAAUCAAGAUUUCAUUCUUGACAACUUUUUAAUUUUUUGCAAGAAAAGCUAAAAUUGUAGCUUUGAUUCUGUGAAGUCUUUUACUGCUUUUUGUUCUGCCUUACGUGAAUGCAAACCAAUUGGGGAGAUUUAUGAAAUAAUUUUAUCUAAAAUGCUGUAUUAUAAGACUACAGAAUAUUUUAAAAAUUGUGAAGAUUCUCUGAUUUUGAUGGGAAGGAUUCACUUUUGCUGUGUUAGGUUACAUGCAAUAGUACAUCUAUGUUGCCCAUGGAAAUUUUUGCAUAAGUUAAUAUGGUAAAUGAUGUGUGGAAACCGCAUAAUUCUUACUGGAGUGCUUUUUCUUUUGCUGCUACUACCUUUGAGAAGUGCUGCAACUCUCCUCGGAGUAUUUUUAACCAUUGGCUAUUUGGAUAUGAAGUUGAAUUGUAAGGAGAUAAUUCUUCUGUAUAUGUGAUAUGUAAUGUUUGGUAAUAUUUUUUUCUUUUGUGACAGAAGUGACCCAUUUGAUGUGAAGUGUUCAUUUUUUUUUUUUUUGUCACACUUUCCUUGUUAAUCGCAUCAGAAAUCUGAGUUUUUGACUGAAAACAUUCUCUAAUUAACUGUGCCAAACUUCUGUAAAGCUGUACGGUAAUUCCAUAGAAUAAUGACAGUUCACUUUGUAGACGACAUGUUUUAUUUUUUUUAAACCAUGUUAUUUGUCAGUAGGUACUCUGUUCCUUCUUCUGCAAACUUCAAGCUUUGGAGGUUAUCAGGAAGUGAUCUUACCACCUAGGAGUAGUCUUGAGUCUAAUUUAUAAUACAAUUUGAGGAAAUCCUGUUUUUUAUUUCUGAAUGAUUUUGAAGGCGGCAUUUGCGUGUAGUUUGGUUUUGUUUUGCUUACUUUAAACCACAUCUGAAUUGGGACUGAUUAAUUUCUGUUCUUUUUCUUGGUGUGGGUUUUGUUGUUUUGGUGGUUUGGGGGGUUUGUGUGGUUUGUUUGGUGUUUUUUUAAUGUUACUUCUUAUCUGUUAUACCUUCUGGUAAGGUGUGCUGAAAGUGUCCAUUUUGGCUCAGUACUUUAGUGCGCAUCCCAAUGAUUGUAGCAGGCUGUUUAAGCGAUUUAUUUUUUUAACGGAAAGGUAAAAUAUUUACCCUGCGUAGGCUGAUUAGUUUUGCUCUUGCCCUGUUUCCUCUAACAAAGCUGGGUGUCGUGGUUUAACCCUGGCCGGUGACUAAGCCCCAUGUAGCUGCUGAAACCGGGACACGGGGUGACAUGAGCUCUCCCUGCUGUGGUUGGAGGUGCGAGCAUCCCAGUACCGUGCUCUCAGGUGAGGGAUAGAGCGUUCCUGUUUUCCUGGACUCUGGUGUCUGUAAGACCCCAAGAGGACUGCUCAGGCAGAAAUGCCUUAUAACCAGGGCAGCUGUGAUGAGUGUAGUUCCCCAAUUAAAAUGAUGCCAGGGAGCAUUGUUUGGGCUAGUGUGAUAUGCACUUUUAUAAGCCUAGUUCUACUGUUUAGCUGGGCAGGCUUUUUUUCCAAAACCGUUUCCCAAUCCUGCCUUGUUAAGGGAGAUCAAGGAUUGUUAAUACUUGUGUUUUUGGGGUUCUGUGCUUACUAAUACCUCGCAAGCCUACAGACAAAAGAUCUGUUUAUGCCUUGGGAAAGCUGGCAAUCUGCUCAGCGGUGUGAUGUGAGCGAGCGCGGUACCUUAUUGGGUACCAGUAAAUCCAUAGCCCGAGAGCUGAUCCUGUGACCUGCUUUGCUGAAAGAAAGAGUCUCCCUUUUACACUAAUUUGCAGAAUGUGGUAUCUUUUAAAAUAGUGAUUUCAGUGUAUCUAAUGCAAAAGCUAUGCUACGUAUGAAGCUUCUGUGUUCUGUCAUCUGUAUGACUUAAAGGUGUACAUUAAAUGCUUUUUCCUCUGCUUUUUAAGUCACUAGAUCAGGGAACCAUUUUGUAAUAGCUCGUUCAUUUCCAAAAUUAAUUUUAAAUCGAGUAAAUUCAAACACUUUGGAGAAUAUGUUUGAAAGUAGAAGUCUGCUUUUGUUGUUCAGGAAGUAGGAGGAAAGAAGUUGAUUGGGAGCAACUCUUAAAGGGAUAACUCACAACAUUUUUUGAAUUUCAUCCCUUCUUAGCAUUAAUCUUUAACUUCAGGAUUUAAAAUCUUUUAUUUUCAAUGGAGAACAUUAAUUAAAAUGGUCCAUUUCUUUCACUUCCACAUAGACUUGUAUGUGAUGGGGGGGGGGAAGUAGGUCAAGAUAUAAUAAAAUUAUGUUAAAACUACAUUAAAAACAACAACAACAAAAAAAAAAAACUAGCCAAAACCCUGCACUAUACACUUCAGGGAACAAGGCAACAAUCCAGAAUGAAAGGGCAGUGUGACGAUUAUUUUAAAAUGUGUAAGAUUUUGGAGUGCUAUACAAAAUUGGUGUAAUUAAAACAAUGUUUUGCAAUGCAUUAGGUUUAAAUUUUCUAAUUUGUUUUUUUAAUAUAUUGCAGUUAUGUUACGUAUUUACUAUGUGUCAGAAGACAAUUUCCUGAUGAAAAAAAAAAAUAAAAUCAUUAACACUUGUGUAUUCAGCAAGAAGUGUAGUAAACAGGCUGCAAAGUUGUAAUGUACUGAAUACAUUAGUGUAGGGCACUUCUUACCUGGCAUUAAAGGCUUAUAAUACAGCAAAUUAGAUAACUGCAGCACCUGUUCUUCAAUUGCACUUUAUUAUUUUAAAACUGUGGUGAAACAUUGAUGAAAUUUAAUGUUGCAAGCUUGUGUCUUUGCUUUUUUAUGCAAAAAAGUAAAUGCAUGAUAAGUAGCAUCGUAAUAAAUGCUACCUGUAGAAUGUAAUAUUCUCUUAUUAGUGGCUUAAAGCUUCUAUUUUUAACAGAUGCAUUGUCUAGUGUAAAAGCAGACUCUUGGUGUGUCACCAGGUGUCUUUGGCAUGGACAUAUCAAUUGGAAGGAGUUAAUCCUGUUAAAAUUGCUCAGAUAUCUUAGUUUUCUUUUCUUUUACAUGCUUCAGUACCAGGUGACAUAAAAUUAGCACGAUGAUCAUGGGAGAGUCUGUAUUGAUAAGGCUGUAUGUAGGAAUGCAAGUUUCCUUUUUUUUAUGGCUUAACUUCUUCAUCAAAAGAUGAGUAAAUACCACUUUCAGAACUACUACAGGGGAAUGGCAUGUCAGGUUUUGCUUUUACAAUUGAUUUGUGGAUACGGUACUUGCAGAGAAGAAAUGUAUUUCAAAUACUCAUUUUCUCAGUGAGUGUAUCGGUGGAUUUCAGUGAAGUCGAGAGCGCCUUACACUACAGAGAUGCUUUAUGGGUUAUCUGUGUGCAUUCUUCAGUGGUAAGAAUGACAUCUCUGAAGCCUACUCUACCUCUAUAAAUACAUGCUAUCUUCAGUGAGCUCAAUUUAAUAACUUAAUUGCUUAAAAAACAAAAUCUAUUGAAUAAUGAAAAAUAUCCUAUGCACAGGAAAAUGAGCAGAGCUGAUUUUAUAUACCAGUUCUUAACAAUGCCAAAUUUUGUAUUAAAACUUCUUAAAUUAAUCAGUGUCUGGAAGAGAAUUACUUCCAUCUUUACUUAGAAAAUUACAGGAGAAGAUUACUCAUACUGCAGAACUAAUGUUAACCUAUGAGUAAAGCUUACACAAACGAGCAAAUGCAUUCAAUCAGGUGGAGGAGAGGUGGAGGAGACUUUGAGAACAUAAGAACAAAGAUCCAGAUGUCUUCCUACUGCUCUGGUUGAGACAACAGCAGACCGAUACAUAGCAGAAAGGUUUAGGUAUUUCUAUAUCUGUUCACAGUGGAAAACUAAUCUAUUUACAAUUUUCAAACUGUAUAAAAUGGGUUAUCAGUUGUUGUUUGCUGUAUGAAGAGGACUUUUUCUCUUGGACUUGUGUGUUUUAAGUACAUGGACAUACAAGCUUUCCAUAAAUAGAGAAAUUUGUAAAAUUGUUUUGUGAUGCUUCUGCUGAACCAUUCAGAGGAAAAUAAAGGGCUGCUUGAUAAUUACUCCAGCUUAGGAUCUGGUGCAGUGUUGGCUGUCAAUAAAGCAAAUAGAAAGGGACUAGAAUUUUCAGACUAAAAACUGCCUGGAAGUGUUCCAGGCCAGGCUGGAUGGGCUUUGAGCAACCUGGUCUAGUGGAAGGUGUCCCUGCCUGUGGCAGGGGGGCUGGAACUAGACAAUCUUUAAGGUCCCUUCCAACCCAAAACAUUCUAUGACUUUGAAAUGUAUGGACAACCUUCUUGCAUAUUUUUAAUAGCCUACUGUACAACCUCAUUAUCUGGCUACAGGGAAGGAUUUCUUCCUGGUGGGGUUUCUCUAUCUGUGGAAUAUAUCUGACAGCUGGAAAAAGAACAGUACUUCAUUGCUGAGAUCCUGACAGCAGUCAAAUGGAAAUGAUGAUCAGUAUUCAUGAACUUUAACAUUCAUCCAAACCCAGGUAAAAUCUCUUUGUUGGGCAGGCCAAGGUCUGAGGAUUUCCUGAACACAACUUUCAAGUUCUUUUUUUAGGGUAGAGAAGGUGAAAGAUAUGUGGGAUCUUGGGAUGUUUAGAGAUCUGGAAUUAAGCAUCAGAUCAUACUUUUAGGUGACUAACACUUGAUAAGGUUUCUUACGUGUUAUAAAUCUCUACUAGCUACCUCCUUUGACAUUCUUGCUCUAUUUAUAAUAACCAAGCACUUUAUAGCUCAGUAAAGAAUAGAAGGUAGCUAUGAAGAAUAAAUUGUAUUGUUUGGUAUAAGAAAUAUUUUGGCAAAAUUUCUUCCGAGAUCAGUUUCAUUGUGUGAUGUCCUGCACUUGAGAGGGCAUCUGAUUAUAACCAUGUACAUAAAUUUUUUUAAAUCUAGUUGUAAGGUAAAGGAAACGUCUUUAAAAGAGUGAAUUAUGAAGAGUUCAGCAUGACUUGGUAUCAACCAUAUAAUGAUUCAGUGUGCUAUUUAUAACUUCCCACUUACUGAAAUUGAAAAUACAAAAGCAAAUAAAAUAUACUGUAGUGUAUCUUUAUUUUUAAUCUAUGCGUGGGAUGUCAAACAUUGUACUUGUCUUGUGGACAGGACAUGCUUUUAUGAGCCUAUAAAUAUUUAAGUAUAUAAGAAUCUGCACCCAAGUGGAAGAUGUUGCAUGUAAGUUUUUAGAUUUUGGUAUUUAAAAAUCUGCUACGUUUGAAAGCAACAUUUAAAUAUUAAUACUAAGCUGUAAUACAUAACAUUUUGAAUGCAGGAUAUUUUGGAUAUUUUGUUUAUUGUAACCCUGUUCAAGUUUCACAAAAUAACCCACGAUGGGGGAAAAGGAGGAAAAGGGCUAAUCAUGAGCUCGGCUAUGUAAUUUGCACACUUCAUAUGCACACAUCCAAAUAUCCUGGAUUUGGUUCUAGCAUGCAUAUACCAAACAGUGUUUUCUUUAAUAUUGACAGGUACCUAUAUAUAUGUAGAAUAAUUUAACACGUAAGCACAGCUAACUUGAUAUAAAACCAAACCACAAAAUCUCUUGGGAACAAAUGAGUUACAAGUUAGGCAUAAGUAACGGAGCCUGUAAUUCAAAAAUGUUUAUAUAAUCUUCUGUCUAAGAAGAAACUUUAUAAAUGUAUCUAACUUAUGUGCAGAGCAAGGCUGAAAACUGUAAAUUCUGCUAGACUGAUUUCUGGUACAUGUUGACAAUCUGGUUUGCAGUAAAUACUAAUGCUGUCACAAAAUGUCAGGAUCACAUUAUUAAGUUCAAAUUAUAAUGUGGCCUGAUUGUAGUAGCAAUCCUUAUCACGGCACAAAAACUUAAAAAUGCAAUAUAACAAUUCUGCAGAUCAGUGAUAAAAGUAAUCGGUUAUGGUAAAGCAAAUGAUUAAGUAUUAUAAGUUUAAACUUACUUUUUAUUAUAAAUUCUGAGUUAUUUGUUUGCAUUUCAGUGGUAUUGUGAAGCAUUUCUGUAUUUUGUUUGAACAGUUUAGGAGCUUGCAUAAAAUGAUACUGGCUGAUUUUUUUUUUCCCCUUUGAUAUAUGCAAUAAUGUCAAUAAGCAAUAAAUUGCAUGUUGUAUGCAAGGUAUCGGUACUUCAUAAUAAAGAAAAGGAACACA